AUGGAUCGAUCACAUUUUGCUACUAGCAAAAACUUCAACAGAGUCUUGAAGGCAUUGAACACACUAGCACCAGAGAUGUUGGCUAAACCUCGAUCUGAAGUGCCAGCUAAGAUAAGAGAAAGUACACGAUUUUACCCCUACUUUAAGGAUUGUAUUGGAGCUAUUGAUGGUACACAUAUUCCAACCAUGGUGAAGGGAUGUGUGAUCAGCAGCUAUCGUAAUCGUCAUGGAAAGAUAUCACAAAAUGUAUUAGCAGCAUGUAACUUUGAUUUGGAGUUCAUAUACAUGCUCAGUGGAUGGGAAGGUUCAGCUCAUGAUUCAAAAGUGUUAAAUGAUGCUUUAUCAAGGAGGAAUGGACUCAAGGUACCACAAGAGAACGAGUCUUCAUCAUCUUCACCAUUACCAGGGAGUGAAGGAGAUAAUGUGGAACAAGUCUUUGAAACUCAAGAACAACAACGAGAGAAUGCUAAUGAAUGGAGAGUUGGUAUAGCUUCUGACAUGUGGAGAAAUGCCAUGCAAGAUAAUAACGCAACUCAACGAUAA
Molecule: messenger RNA, 543 nt
Organism: Prunus avium (sweet cherry)
Lineage: Eukaryota; Viridiplantae; Streptophyta; Magnoliopsida; Rosales; Rosaceae
Source: RefSeq, a predicted model, not a curated record